AUGGGCGGUCUAUUUAGUUACUUCAGAGGGUUGUUAGGGGCCCGGGAAAUGAGGAUUUUGAUCCUCGGUUUGGAUGGCGCCGGGAAAACUACAAUAUUAUACAAAUUGCAAGUGGGAGAGGUAGUUACCACAAUACCAACGAUCGGUUUUAAUGUAGAGCAAGUAACAUACAAAAACCUUAAGUUUCAAGUGUGGGAUCUUGGUGGACAGACCAGUAUUAGGCCUUACUGGCGAUGUUACUAUGGUAACACAGAUGCAAUAAUAUAUGUAGUGGAUUCUGCAGACAGAGAUAGAAUAGGUAUAUCAAAGGAUGAACUGGUGCAUAUGUUGAGGGAGGAAGAAUUAGCCAACGCGAUUUUAGUAGUGCUAGCGAACAAGCAAGAUAUGGCGGGCUGCCUGACCGUAGCAGAAGUCCACCAAGCGUUAGGGCUGGAUGCCCUACGCGAUCGCACUUUCCAAAUUUUCAAGACUUCAGCCGUUCGCGGCGAGGGGUUAGACCAGGCGAUGGAUUGGCUGUCUAAUGCACUUCAGGCCAGGAAAUAA
Arctia plantaginis is the source of this 543-nucleotide messenger RNA. NCBI's taxonomy places the organism in Eukaryota, Metazoa, Arthropoda, Insecta, Lepidoptera, Erebidae. The record is from the annotation of a GenBank genome assembly.